Paraglomus occultum is the source of this 504-nucleotide messenger RNA. The record is from the annotation of a GenBank genome assembly. NCBI's taxonomy places the organism in Eukaryota, Fungi, Glomeromycota, Glomeromycetes, Paraglomerales, Paraglomeraceae.
AUGCCAACAGCAGAAAUGGUGUCACAAAGACCACUAGAUAUAUCGACAAUUCAAAAUAUGGAAAAUGAUGUCAAAUGGAUAACUCAUACUAAUUGCGCAAUACACGGACCUAGCUGCGGCGGUGGUUUUUCCAGAACCGUUGAAUCAAGCGUUUAUGUUAUUGACAUAAAAAACGUCAAUAGUUUCAGUGAACACUUUUUCGAUCGAUUUGACGGGCGUGCUAAAAGAGAUCUUAAAUCAGCUUUCAAGGGCUUGUUUGUUAGCAAAAGUUCUACCUGGAAACAGCAGUAUAUAGACAUUAAGUUUGGUGAAAGUAACGUUAACCAACCUAUUACUGGAGGGUAUUAUUUUAUGUGGGUUAGCGAUGAAAACGGCGGAACGCGUACAGUUAUAAUAGCAAUAGCUCAAAUUACUAAGUCACCUGCUGCUAAUCAUUAUUUUUUAAAAGAGUAUUACGCAGGAAAUGACUAUCGCCUUGAAAAUGCAUUAAUUAUACGGAUAUGA